AUGCUUCUGCUGAUGCUGCUGCCGGCCCUGCUCUGGUGGAGGGAGGGGGCUGAGGGCCAGAGGGAGCCCUGGAAAAAUUACAAGGAUUACCAACUGCAAGUGCAGAGGUUGGUUACGGUGCAGGAGGGUCUGUGUGUGCGGGUGCCCUGCUCCUUCUUCUACCCCCAGGACGGCUGGAAUGACUCUACUCCAGUUCAUGGCUACUGGUUCCGGGAAGGGGCUGAUGUAUUCAAGGAUGCUCCAGUGGCAACAAAUAACCCAGAUAGAAAAGUGCAGGAGGAGACCCAGGGCCGAUUCUACCUCUUCGGGGAUCCCUGGACCUACAACUGCUCCCUCGACAUCAGAGAUGCCAGGAAGAGGGACAACAGAAAAUACUUUUUUAAAGUGGAGAGGGGAAAUACUGUGAGAUAUUCUUACAUACGUAACCAGCUAUCUGUACCUGUGACAGCCCUGACCCACACACCUGACAUCCUCAUCCCGGGGACCCCGGAGUCUGGCUGCCCCAGGAAUGUGACCUGCUCUGUGCCCUGGGCCUGUGAGCGGGGCACGCCCCCCAUCUUCUCCUGGACAUCAGCUGCCCUCACCUCCCUGGGUCCAAGGACCCACCUCUCCUCAGUGCUCACCCUCACCCCACAGCCCCAGGACCACCGCACCAACCUCACCUGUCAGGUGACGUUCCCUGCAGCUGGUGUGACCGUGGAAAGAACCAUCCAGCUAAAUGUCACCUGUGAGUGCUGGGCCAGGAUUCCUGGGUCCCUGAGUGUGUGA
Molecule: messenger RNA, 768 nt
Organism: Ceratotherium simum simum (southern white rhinoceros)
Lineage: Eukaryota; Metazoa; Chordata; Mammalia; Perissodactyla; Rhinocerotidae
Product: sialic acid-binding Ig-like lectin 8
Biological process (GO): cell adhesion
Cellular component (GO): plasma membrane
Molecular function (GO): sialic acid binding
Source: RefSeq, a predicted model, not a curated record